AUGACGGUCAACCUCGCCGAGCUGGACGCCCACGAGCAGCCUUCAGAUAAAAUGCGAAGCGAGUGGAAACAAUUCUCGCGUAUGGAACCUGAGGCCUUGGUUCGAGACAGUCGCAUCGACGAUCCCCGCUUGCCACUGGAGCAGAACGGCUUCCAAACCGCAGGGGUGAUCACCAAAGAGCAACUUGCCGACGCCUUCUCAAGGUUGGAUCCGGAGUAUGCAAGUCAUGCCCAGGAAGACGCUGCGAUUCUAUUCCACCCCUUGCUCCCGGGCCUCCUUGUCGUUCCCGCUGUUGUGCCGCCCUCGGUCCAGACCGGCCUGCUCGACAGGAUGCUGCACCGCGAUCUCAGCAACCCCCAACACCAGACCAAUAUGGACCUGCACUACACUCUCGCCUCGCCACCAGCCGCCCCCUCGCAGUCCCUCUUCUCACUCGCGCCAGAUACGCCUGCCCUCUUCACGCCAAAGGAUCCGACCGUGCACAAGCCCCUCUCAGCGCGCCAAGUCCUCCAUCGGCGCCUGCACUGGGUCACCUUGGGCGGCCAGUACGACUGGACCAACCGCGUCUACCCCGACGGGAAGCCGCCUUGCUUCCCCCACGACCUUGCUGGCUUUCUCGAGACCCUUUUCCCGGAGACGCAAGCCCAGGCGGCUAUUGUCAACUUCUACAGCCCUGGGGACACCAUGAUGAUGCACCGUGAUGUCAGCGAGGAGACGGACCGCGGCCUCGUCAGCUUGAGCCUGGGCUGCGAUGGCCUCUUCAUGAUUGCGCCGAGUGGGCCGGCCCUGUCCCCCGACGAUAUCCAGCACCCCCAGGUGGAGGGAGAGAGGGGAGAGGAGGCAAAGGAGAGAGACUGGGUGGCGAGGGAGGCAGAGGGCAAAGAGUACCUGCUGCUACGGCUGCGGUCCGGCGACGCGAUCUACAUGACGAAAGAGUCGCGAUAUGCCUGGCACGGCGUGCCCAAGGUUCUGAAGGAGACGUGCCCGGACUAUCUCGAGAGCUGGCCGGCUGCAGAUGGACAUUUUGCCGAAUGGGAUGGGUGGAUGCGGAAUAAGCGAAUUAACCUGAACGUGAGGCAGAUGAGAGACUGA
Drechmeria coniospora is the source of this 1092-nucleotide messenger RNA. RefSeq names its product oxidoreductase. Gene Ontology annotation, cellular component: cytoplasm; nucleus. Lineage: Eukaryota; Fungi; Ascomycota; Sordariomycetes; Hypocreales; Ophiocordycipitaceae. The record is from RefSeq and is a predicted model, not a curated record. The transcript is spliced from 2 exons. The coding region runs from base 1 to 1092 and encodes 363 amino acids.